AUGGAAAAUCAAAUCAAGUAUUUCAAAGCCCAGAUCUUCAUUAUGAAAUCGAAACAGCUUUUAUUGGAAAAACAAUUCAAAGGUUUGAACGCGACACGACCUAAAGGCUCUCAACAACGUCGGAUACGACAACUAAUGUACACAUUGAACAAACAAGUGGAAAAACUGUACAAGUUAAUGAAAACGAAUGAGUGUGAUGAAGGACCGUGCUUAAAUGGUGGUACUUGCUUGGACUUAUUUGCUUCCUACCAUUGUAUUUGCACUAGUCAUAUGGAGGUAAGGUGGUUUUAAAAUACGGGAAAUAUAAAUUGACUAGUUUUACUCUACCCUACCCUCGGUUACCUUACCGUACCCUACCUUUGCCUGCCUUAUCCCGCUUUUGCCUACUCUACUUUACCUUUCCCUACCUUAACCUGCCCUACCCUAGCUUGCCCCAAAUCGCACUACUUACCCUACCCUACUCUUUGACUUACUGUAACAAUUGGACUUAAAAAAUCAAUCUUUAAAGCCCUAUUUUUCAUUAGGGUACGCACUGUGAAAAACGCAUUGACGAAUGUGCCAUGAUCAAGAACACUCAUGCCGACUGUCAAAACGGCGGAACUUGUAUCAACAACGUCCACGGUCCAGGCACAAUGUGUAAAUGCCCACCAGGGAAAUACGGUUCACAUUGUCAAAAAACUGAAGGCGUAUGUUCAGCUACAAGUACUGACUUGUGUGGUGAGAACGGUCAUUGUAUAACCAUCGUACCACAGUAUUCUGGAGCAGCUCCAUAUAAAUGCGUAUGUGAUUUUGGUUAUCAGUCUAACAGUGAUAUUAUGACGCCGUUGUGUGUUGAUAUCGAUGAAUGUGCGGCCGAACACUCGCCGUGCUACAAAGGAGCGGGAGUGAAUAAUUAUGGAGCAGAGUGUAUCAAUUUGCCUGGAAGUUUUAAGUGUGGGAGUUGUCCAAAAGGGUACUUUGGUGAGUUUUUUAAUGAAAAAAGAUUUGAAAAUUAGAUUGAAGAUUACAUAUUUUGUAAAAUACGAUGGUUGUUGUAGCAAUAUUAAGAAAAAUCUGUUAUUUAUGGAUUUAUUUAAUAGAUAUUUUUAUUUUUUGUCAUUUAAGGCCGUUUACAAUGUAAAAACAUACAAAACUCCUAAUAAACCCUCGUUUCCCCCACUUGCGUACUCACUAACCCCCUCUCUUUCUAUUACUCUCGAUACCCUUUCGUUUAUUCGCUUACCAAACGCUUUGAGCAAAUAGUCGAGUGGCUAAAGCGUUUUCUUUGCGCACGAAAGCCCUUUGGUUCGGGUUUGGCUGCCGAUGAAGACAACUUUCACGCUGAAUCACGGCCACGAGAGGCUAACAAAGUAGCUGGACCUUGGUUUGGCGAAAGGUUCGGGCCGUUUGUGGGUUAGCAUGAUUAAGAUUAUGAGAGCUGAGGCUUUUUUGAAACUUUUGAAUUAGUUUUUGUUAAAUUUUGAUUGCUUAGGCCUAGAAAAGUGCUAAAGAUCUAUAGUUAUACCCGGUUGUCCGAAUAUGGAUGAGCCACUAUGUUCAAAUUUGGGCGUUUUAAAUGGCUCUUCCAUAUUCUGACAAUCUAAUAUAAUAUAUCCAAAGCUUAAUAUCUUUAAACUUUAAGGCAACGGCAUCCACUGUGAAGACAUCAACGAAUGCUAUUCCGACCCAUGUUCGACUGACCCCAGAGUUGAGUGCAUAAACACCCCCGGCUCAUUUAAAUGCGGCUCCUGCCCGCUAGGCUACGAAGGUGAUGGCUUUACCUGCACCAAACUGUCAUUUUGUGACCCAAAUCCUUGUAACGAACAAGCCGAAUGUAUCGGUUUCCCCAAUCCAGGUUGUAAAUGUCCUCGAGGACAUAGUGGAACAGGCUUAAAAGGGACCGACUGUCAUUAUUCCUACUACAGUGAAUGUGACCAAUGUCUGAAUGGUGCAUCGUGCCGACGUUUGAAUGGAACUCACGUUAACUGCUUUUGCCUACCCGGAUAUUACGGUGACACAUGUCAAUACGAGGACAAGUGUUACAGUAAUCCAGAUAUGUGUGGUGGAGUUGGACAGUGCCAUAAUAGAGAAAAUGACGCUUAUUGUGUGUGCCCUGUGGGGAUUAUAUCGUAUUGUCUGGGGCCGGAGGAGAAAAAGAAAGGUAGGUUUGACCUUGGUAGGGGUAAGAGUAGUAGUCGGUCUCGGAUAGUACAGUAGGCUUUUAUCAAACUUAGAACACACAUUUUUUCAACAGAAAUGGUAAACAUGGACACAUGUGGCUACGAAGUCACUCAAAAUUCCGGCAACAUAACCAUGAAUCUACCUCAGUACAAUAGCCGUGUAUGUACACUGACUAUUCGACCGGAAGACUCUCGAAAGAUUCUGAAGGUAUGGAUAGCUGACUAUACCUCAUUCACGGCCAAUCCCAGCGAAAGUGACAUCUUGGCAGUGGAAAUAAAAGUCAAGGAAGCAACCACGGCUUGGGGUCAACACCCCCCGUCAGUGCAAUAUCCUUAUUAUACCAAGUCUAGCCAAUUGCAUUUGAUUUUCUAUACUCCGACUAUCAAUGACACCUUGUAUACGACCGUGGUAUGGGAAGCGGUCGAUCCGAUUUGUGGUGGUCGAUUUGAGGUGGGCGAAAGUCCUUACAGUUUUAGGACGACUAAAGCUUGGGAAGAGUGCCAAUGGUUCUUGGACGCGCCGAACGACCAGUUGAUUGAGGUUACUGUAGAGAAGAUGAUUACCUUGUCUGGUAGUGAGGUUAAUUGUGACGUUAAUUCACUUAAGGUUGGUUGUUUUGGUAUUAAUUUUAAGUUUAAUUACUAAAUUGAUGUUAAAGCCCUGAUAUAAAAAAUUCUCCUUUAGUUAUACGACAGUGGCCUACUAGACCCAAAUGUUCAGUUGGAUGAGAUCUGUGCUGAUAUUGACCAGCCUUUUGUUAAAAGGUUUUCUACCAAUCAUGCCAGUCUUCAGCUUGUAUUUGACAGUCGACAAAAAAGUGCCCUUUUAGAGGACUGUAAAUUAGCUACAAAAUCUAAAAAUAACACUGAAGAUGACCCAAUGUGUGCUAUGUACUUUUUGAUCACUUUCAAAGGAGUUCCUAGUAAGCUUUGUUAUCUAAAUAGCUAUAUAUUACCCUACAGUACUAGUUACACUAUCGUACUAUUCAUAUCAAAAACUUAGAUUAACCCUAGCUUUAUCCAAAAGUAUUCAAAAAGAACUCUUCAGAAGAAGAAGACUGUGGAGGAGUAAUAGAAGCCAGUGUAAAUCCAGAAGGCUUUAUCCAAACUCCAAAUUACGGUCAUGCCUACCCUCCGGACCUUUCUUGUGUUUGGGAGUUCAAAUUGAAAGACCAGUCAAAUCAAACCUUAUCAGAUACUGAUUACAACACCUACUCCUUAGACAUUAUCGACUUUGAUAUCAGAGGCACAGUAGAAGAGAUACCAGAAGACUCAAAGGUUGACGAUGCUUUAUGUUCGGGAGAUUACAUGAAAUUUGAUGUUGGUGCCAAGUUUUGUAACGGAUUCAGGCCUUCUCUCAAUUUUCACUUUUUCGAUGAGUUCAAGGUAGGUUAAUAUCCACAAAAUGACAAAAUGUCCACUUUUUUGAAGAGUUCAAGGUAGGUUAAUAUCUACAAAAUGAAAAAAAAUCUUUCUACUAUUCUAUGAAAUGCCAUAUCUCAUCACUACUGCAAUACAAACCAUAAAAAACCAUUUUUAGAUCGAGUUCAAAUCCGACUCCCGCUAUUCAGGCCGCGGAUUCAAAAUGGCAUACAAAGCUUCAUGUUUCCAUCUUUUCGAAGCCCCAACUGGAAUUGUAAGAUCUCCCAACGUUGGUGUACCUCAUCCUGAACCUUUUACAUGCACCUACGGUAUUCACGCGGCUAGGUCGGCCAUUGUCAAGUUAAAAUUUGACUUUAUCGGGCUGAAAACCUUCUCUUCCGGAUGUUUGGAGCUUCAAAAGUCAAACGACACUGAAGCCGAAGGCUUCAACGAUUAUAUUGAGGUAAGAUUUUGUCUUUUGUUAUCUUUGCUUUUGAUUUUAAGAUAAAACCCUACAAAAUUUGCUUAAAAUUUGAGUUUUCCAGACUUUAUACCUAAAAACCUCAUGGAUAACAUAAUAUUUCGCUGGAAAACAGCAAGAAACCUUUAUCUAAACCCAAAAAAUAUUUAAUAACUUACAAUAACUUCUUUCUUAUAGCUAAAAGGUGGCCAUUCACUCGACACAGCGUUAAACCGACGUUAUCAUUGCUCGAGGUAUCCAUUCGUAUCUCCAAGCGGCGAGAUGGUUGUCAGUGGAACAUCUGGUAUCAGCAUAACCUACAGCACAUCAGGAGCAGCUGACAACAAAGGAUUCUCAUUUUCCUAUACUGUUGAAGAGAAGGGAUGUGGUGGAUACUUCAAUUCGGACAAAGGUAAGUUUCGAUGUUGUUCUUGACAUUUCGAUGGGUGAUCGGCUUGAUUGUGAUGUAGCUGAAGGGUUUUUAGGUUUUAUUAUAUAAAUUAUAUAUUAAAAGAUUCAUAAAAAGCUGUAGAAUAUUUUGCAAUGGAAUUUAGCUGGUUUUACAUCCAUUUACCCACAUAAUUUUUGUCUAAAACAUAUUACACUAGACAACUUGAUGUCUGCGUGCUUUGAUUCGAUGUAGCCGUUUUUUUUCUUAAUCUUACUGGUUAAAUUUAGUAUCAAAAGAUGCAGCAUAAUCUAUAUUACACUCUAUGUAACAAUUUCAAUCCAAAAAUAUUACUUUCCCUACCAAUAACUUCAAUAUUGUUUUAGGUACCUUAACCUCACCAAACUAUCCAAACAAGUAUCCAAACCAUAUGUACUGUAUAUACCAGAUCCAAGCAGAGUCAAAUGAAGCAGUUAGACUUACUUUCGACGAUUUCGAUGUGGAGAAUGUUGCCAGCCGGCUGGAUUGUGGUUUUGAUGCGGUCGAAGUCUAUGAUGAAUAUGAUAGUGAGACGAGCAAAGGAAAAUUGUUGGGACGGUGAGUUUUUAUGGUUUUAUGGCUUCUGAAUUUAUGUUGGAGAUCAAGAGGUAGUCGGACGCUCGAAAGCAAGGAACUUUAGGCUUUGGACGAAGUGUCACAAAGUUAUCGAAAAUUUAGACGAAGUGUCAAAAAAUUAUCAGAAACUGUUUUUUGAUACUGAAGAUAAACUUUUCUGAAAAUCAAUGAUAAAAAAUUAUUUUUUUGUUGUUUUUUAGAUACUGUGGAGUAGCAAAUCCGCCUCCAAUUGUAUCAGCCACAGGCAAACUUGUAGUAGUAUUCACCAGCGAUCGUUCCGUCAAUGGAAAUGGAUUUUCGGCUCAUUUUGACACUGUAAAUCUACACAAUUAUUGUGAUGUGGUCUUGACAGAAUUGUCAGGAUCAAUCGACUUUAACAGAUCAAAUUAUGGCAACAUCCAGGAAUGUAACUACAGAAUUGUCCUCCCAGCUAUGGCGAGGAUUCAUUUGAAUGUCACCGAUUACGACAUACCUUGUGAAGAUGGCAAAGUUGUGAUUAAGUAAGAGUUUUAUAAGUGUUUUGAAAUUGUUUUUAUAGUCUUUUUACAUUUUUGCUUAAAAAUUUUUUAAACGUGUUUUAUCGUAUAACAUGGUCCCGGCAGCCUGCAGACCUUAAAAGCGUCAUUUUUAAGCAUUUUUAUUAAAUAUUUGAAAUUUUUUGUUGUAAAAUACGUUUUGCCAGGAAUGGCGGGCACUCAGACGCUCCAGGAUUCCCUCAGCUUUGGCCAGAUUCAUCGUUCUGUGGUGAUAAGGAAGUGCCAAGUAUGAUAACACAAGGAAAUCAAGCCUACAUUCAUAUAAAUCUAAAAAGUGGACGAAACACGGCUUUUAAAUUGGAAUACAAAAUGAUCGAACAAAGUAAAUUUUUUUUGCUUUGAGUACUGUAUAGUAAGGGUACUGAAAAGUAGACGAAAUGUCAAAAAAAGUUAUUAGAAAAGUGGACGAAAUGUCAAAAAAGUAUUGGAAAUUUUAUAUAGACUUUUAAGCCUAAAUGAUUGAAAAUUACUAUAUUUUGACGUCUUCUCAAAACUUUUUUUGGAAAAUUGACGAAAUGUCAAAAAUAUAUUGGAAAAAUAGACGAAGUGUCACACAAAUUAUCGAUUAAAAAUUUAAAAGAAAAAAUGACAUUUCAGGUUGCGGAGGCUACGUCCGAGGCUACACUGGAGAAAUCGCAUCACCACAAUACCCCAAAGCCGAUUCGCAUCAUCUUCAAUGUGAGUGGACGAUCGCUGUGGCCGAAGGUAAUCGAAUUCGCUUUCAAAUUGAUCAAAUGGACGACUUGGCAUCAGCUGAUUACACUGGAGUUUGUCAACCAUUUGCCAGGAACUUUAUCGACCUGUCGGAAGGCACGAAACGAGAUCUAAACGUUUUGAGAAGGUAUUGUAAACGAGAGGUUGCACCAGAGCCAUUGAUCACAAAUGGCAAUAACUUGGUGGUCAAGUACAAUCAAGUUGGUGGAAGCAUUAAUGGGGGAUUGUUUGGGUUUUUGGGACGAUUUAUCACUGGUAAGGUGCCUUGUUUGUUAUAUUUUGGGGUUAGAGUAAUUUUGAAAUAUCGAACGAAAUGUCACAAAAGUUAUCGGAAAUUACGACGCAAUGUCACAAAAUUAUUGGAAAAGUAUUUUUUAUUAUUUUUAUUAAAAACGGAAAAUAAUAAUUUAUUUCUAAACGGAUUUUGCAUUUUUAUAGUGGGGUGAACGAAAUGUCACGAAAAAUAUUGGAAAUGAUGACGAAGUGUCAAAAUAUAUUGGAAAAAUAUUUUUUUUAAAAUUUUUUAAAAAGGCAACAAAACGAUUAUCUUUAUAAUUUUCAAAAAUUUUUAAUAAUUUUAAAAGCCGUUUUUUUGCAUUUGUGACGAAGUGCCACAAAAAUUAUUGGAAAAUUUUAAAGGCUUGGUUUCAAUGUCAGCUGAGAUUUUAAUGAUUUUUACUUAACCCACUGCUUUCAGUAAUUGAUUUACUAAACCUUUCGUUUUCAGUAUGCAACAACAUAGUCUUGACCGGUUCCCACGGUUCGAUUCAAUCACCUGGCUAUCCGUAUCCGGUCGGUGAAGCUCGAGCUUGCAGUUGGUCGAUCAAAACCUAUGCCGGCUCCAGAAUCAAGCUAGUCUUCCACAAAUUCAGACUAGAUAAUGCUGUAUUGAUAAGAAGCAGAGGCCUGAACGAAUGCUUUACGAACUAUCUGGCUGUCAAAAAGUCCCAAGUGAACCAUACGGUGGGUAGUGAAGAUGGUACGACUACUGAAGACAUGAAGGCGACAAAGUUCUGUAAUCCAUUCGCUGUGCCAGCGGAGAUUUACUCGAACAGUAAUCAGUUGGACUUGAACUUUACUGUCACUAAACAGUCUUCUGAGAAUCAUUUCUGGCUGUCUUGGAGCACUAUUGGUAAGGUUGGGUUGAGGGUUGUGGUAGGACAAGGGUGAGUAAUGUUGAUGGUCGAACAGGGGUAGGUAAGGUAAUGUGGAAUGGCUCAGAGAGAUUGGGGUGGGAGGGGGGUGGUGUAAGGUACAUGGAGUGGGCUUGGAUAAAGCUAGCAGAAAAAAGAAUGGGAACAGGAGCUGGUAUGGCUUAGUACGAUAGUAGUAGGGUAGGGAAGGAAAAAUCGGGAUUGGGAUGGGUUGGGCAGGGCAAGGCAAGGCUGAACGGGCUGCAGGGAAAAGUGGGGUAGGGUAGGACAUAGAAACUCUGGACAGGGCUUGCAAAGCAAGAUAGGGUACUGUGGGACAAGGCCUGGCUGGGCAAAUCUUGUACGGUAAGGUAGGGUAGGACAAAGCAUUGCAGGCGGGACAAGGCUGGCGGUGCUGGGUAUGUUUGGGUACGAUAGGAUAGGGUAGGGUACGGUAUCUUAAAGUAUAGUAUGGUAGGGAAGGGUAAAAUAGGAUAGGGCAGAGUAGGGUAGGUAGGGUAAGGUAGGGUAGGGCAGGGUAGGGUAGGGUAGGGUAGGGUAGGGUAGGGUAGGGUAGGGUAGGGUAGGGUAGGGUAGGGUAGGGUAGGGUAGUGUAGGGUAGGGUAGAGCAGGGUAUGGUAGUUAAAUCAUAAUUUUAUUUCCAGGCUGUGGCGGAGUAAUUCUACGAAACAAUUCAAAAUUAGAAGCAUCAGUCGACGACUUUGUAAAUGUGUCAUUAUCAGCGCGAAGAGAAUGUGACUGGAUAAUAAAAGCACCGGUUGGUUAUGUGGUCAAAGUUGAUAUUGCUGAAAUGUACAUGGUGGAACAAAUACCUGAAGGGCUUUGUCCUGACGAUAUGAAGCAACUUAACGGAAUUAUGGUAAGUUUUUUUGUAUUUUUUGAGGUUUUUGACAUUUUUUAUUGAUUUUUUAUUUUGUCACAUUUUGUCUAAUUAAAUUUUAUAUGAAGACAUGUUUUUUUAAAACUAAUAAUUAGGUUUUUGUAAAUUAUUAAUUAUAUGUUACAUUUUCCAAUAUACUUUUUGACACCUUGUCAGCUUUUCCAAUACUUUUUGUGACAUUUUGUUCAACCUAAAAUUUUUCAAAAUUUGGUUUUUUUUAAUAGAAAACGUUGUAUUUUAACAAUAUUCAUUAUAAUAUUUUUUACUACACUUUUGACACUUCGGCAGCUUUUCCAAUAACUUUUGUGGCAUUUCGUCUAAUAUUGCGUUUUUCAGUUCUUCUCCGGAGCGAAUGUCACAGAAUACCCUCAAUGGAGUUAUUGUGGACGAAUCGAAGCCUACAAAAACAAAUCCUACACUUCUCAUACGAAUGAAUUGGCAAUUCGGUUGGGAAUGGACGCUAAGUAUACCACGAAGAAUGGCACCAUUUUCAAUGCCAAUGUCACAUUUGUCAAAAUGGAUGGUACUAGGGCUUGUGGUGGGGUUGUUCAAGGUAAAAUACGGCACUUCAAUAUAAUACGUUUUAAUUUUAAAAAUAAUUUUGAAAAUUUUUUAAAAAUUUAAAAAAAACACGAAAUUACAGUACUCCCUGGCCACAACCGCACAAUAACCUCGCCAAACUUCCCCAAACAAUACCCUAAGGCGAUUGAAUGCUUAUGGCAGUUUGAAACGAUCAAAGGCUUCUCAUUGGCCUAUAAUCUGUCACAUUUCAUUACACCGACUAGGAGACGUCACCCGCCAAUUGGAUUUGUCACUAGUAUAAGGUAGAUGAAGGAAAGAAUAGGAAAUUGUAGGGUAGGUUAGGGUAGAGUAGGGUAGAGUAGGGUAGGGUAGGGUAGGGUAGGGUAGGGUAGGGUAGGGUAGGGUAGGGUAGGGUAGGGUAGGGUAGGGUAGGGUAGGGUAGGGUACGGUACGGUACGGUACGGUACGGUAGGAUAGGGUAGGGUACGGUAGGGUAGGGUAGAGCUAGCUAAUGAUAAAGCUUUAAAUUUAUAAAAACCUGCACUUUUUUCAUUUCAGAUGCAGUUCAGCCAUGAUGUACAUCGAGGGUGGUCUAGCCGUCUACUCAGGUGAAUACAGUCCAACCAACAGUCUUUUCGGAACAUAUCGUGAAUCGAAGGGGGCUGUGUCAAGAAUCUGUAACGAUAUUACAAGUCCGGUCAUUUUCAAUAUAGUGAACAAUGUGUCUACAGUAACCUUUCACGGAGCCCCAUUCGAAGCCAAUAUUCCCUCAGGCGAUUCGGCUCAAAGAGAUCAAAUUGGUUUUGUCAUGGAAGCUUUUGCUGUUUGUGGUGGCACAUUGGAGGCGGGUGAUGAUAAGAAAACAUUGAGUUUACAUCAGAAUAUGCUACAUGACAAUGGAGGGUGCAAGUUCAGGAUUGUCAGAGAGGAUUCGAGUAUGUUUUUGAAUCGUUUACUAUUUAAAAAAAAAUUUAAACUAAUUUUUUAAAGUAUUUUAUAUAUUACUUUGUUAUCUGCUGACUUUUUUUAUUUAAAGACAGGUUAUACGAUGAAACAUGUCCGAACAUGUUUUAUCGUAUAACUUGUCACCAAUUACAAAAUUAAAUAAAAAUACUAUAAUUACUGCUUAGAAAUGACAGUAUGUCGCUAUUUGAAACACUGUAGCUAAUAAAAUUAUAUUGAGGACAUGUUAUACCAUGAAACAUGUCCAAACAUCUAGCAUGUUUCAUCGUAUAACAUGUCACCAAUUACAAAAAUAGAUAAAAUACUAUAAUUACAGCUUAGAAAUGACAGUAUUGAGCUAUUUAAAACAUUGUGGCUAAUAAAAUUAUAUUGAGGACAUGUUAUACCAUGAAACAUGUCUGAACUGUCCAAACAUGUUUUUUCGUAUAACAUGUCACCAGAUACAGAAAUAAGUGAAUAUCUUAAAUCUGCAGCUUAGAUUUUUUAAUAUUGGUCUGUUUGAAGCAAUACUUUCAAUAAAAAUUUUUUAAGACACAUGUGAUACGAUGAAACAUGUCCGAACAUGUUUUAUCGUAUAACAUGUCUUAAAUGUGCCAUUUUACUGAAAUAUGAAAAAUUUUUAAAUUACAUAUGUUCCAGCUGCUUAUUCAAAGCAAAUUGUAACGGGAUUCGAGUUGGUGGACUUGAACGCUUUCGACGAUGAUCAAGAAGUCUUCUUGAACGUUACCUGUGGUAACGAUGUUGAACCGUAAGCUUCUUAUCAUAAUUUAGAAAAGUUUUUACUACACAUGGACGUAUUUUACAUUCAAUUUUUGAUAACUGAAAAGCAUUUUUUGAAAAAAUGACGUUUUAGAAACUACGCUUCGACUAAAAACCGUCAUAUCAAUGUAGUGAAAUGUGAUUUGGAUGUGGUAGUGGAAGUCAGUGAAAUACCAAAAGAUGCCACGUUUGUGUUGCAUUACAGUACUGUUAGCUACAGUAAGUUUUUUGCAGGGUUUAAAAUGUUUUUUAGGGGUACUGGGUAUGGUGUAGGAUUAGGUCUGGAAGUAAGGGGUAGAAGAAAGGUUAUAGAAGAUAGGCAUUGAAUUGAGGGGGUAGAAGGUACAGGGUAGACAGUAGGGGGUAGAAGGCACGGGUUGAAUGUGGGGGUGGGAGUUAGGGGGUAGAAGGUAGGGGUAAAAGUAGACGUAAUGGUAGGGGUAGAGGUAAACGUAGGAUAUUGCUUGAAGUAGGGGAUAGAAUGUAAGGAGUAGAAUAUAAGAGAUAGAAGUUAGGGGGUAAAAAUAAAGGGAUAAAGAAGGGACUGGGGAAGGUGGUAGUAGAUAGGGUGUGGAAGCUAGGGCAUAAAAGGUAGGGGGUAGAAAAUAGAGGGUAGAAUGUAGGGAGUAGUUGGUAGGGGGUAGAAUGUAGGGGGCAGAAGGUAUGAGGUAGAAGGUAAGGGGUAAAAUGUAGGUAGUAGAAGGUAAGGGGUAGAAGGUAGGGGGUAAAACGUAGGGGGUAGAAAGUAAACGGUAGAAAGUAAGAGAUAUAACAUAGGGGGUAAAUGGUAGGGGGUAGAACGUAGAAUGUAGGGAGUAGUUGGUAGGCUCUAGAAAGUAGGGGUGGGGGUACGGAUUACCAGCAGGGUAGUAGUUUUUAAGCCUGAGGUUUCAUUUUGAAGACUAAAUUUCCAUUUUCAGUGUGCGGAGACAUUGGUGAUGCUGUAAAAGGAAACUACGAAAUUAGUGGUGAUAUGGACUGUGAUUAUGUUAUCAAAAACAGUCCUGGUAACACUGUGAAGUUUUAUUUGGAGUAAGUUUGAUUUUUUUGUAUUUUGUGCUGUUUUGAUAUUCAGAGGACAAGUUUAUACGAUGAAACAUGUCUGGACACUUUUUAUCGUAUAACAUAUCGCUUUGGGCAUUUUUUGUUGUAUGACAUGUCACUAAAAUUAUAAAAAAAGGAAAAAUACUGAUUUUUAUCUUAAAUUUGGCAUUUUUAAUUAAAUUUUAAUGAUUUUUUGAUUUUUUUUAUUUUGUGACGUGUUAUACGAUGAAACAUGCCCGGACACUUUUUAUCGUAUAGCUUGUCUCUGAUAUAAAACGAUGGCUAAAAACUUGAAAUUUAUUAAUUUUCAGAGAUUCCUACAUCCCAGAAUCCGUUGGUUGCGCACAAAGCUACGUUGAAAUACGAAGCGGUGACAAAAGAAACCUCUUGGCCAGGCUAUGUGGCACAAUCCUGCCAAGAACAUACGAAGCCGAACAACUCUACAUUCGAGUACUGCGCAAACGAUUUGAAGACGAUGACGAUACAGAAAUGUUGGUACCAACCCAGGCUAGUCCGGAGCAAUGGCUUAAAUUCCGCUUCGAAAAGAAGCUGGGAGGCGUGGUGAAGGGGAAUCAUUUGGUUCUACCGAUCGGAUCAACCAAAAUCGUACAAGCUGAUAAGGAGAUUACAUGGAUUUUGAGAGCCAAUAGCACGGAGCAGCAUAUCGAAGUCAAUUUGAACUCAUUGGUGGCUUUUAAGCUGCAGGUAAGGGGAAAAAUUUGGUUGAAGGGGUAAUUUUUGACGACGACGAAGGUACCUGACCUGGCCCUCUCUGAUUGACUUCAAACUUUUUAUACAGAAAGAAAAAGUAAAUAUAAGAUCUUCAGCAAAGUACUAAGCCUCGCUUUCCAGGAAAUCGCGAGAAAAUGGAUAUCAAAAAAUUACGUUUUGAAUUUCCCGCCAAAUUGGCAUUGUGUUGCAAGCUUAUAACUUCGCUAUUUUUUUAACUUUAAGCAUUUUUCAUUGAUAUACUAGUAGAAUACUUUUAAGUGAACCUACAUUUUUAAAUUUGUAAGUGUAGCUUGUCUUGAAAGUCGAAAAAAAGUACUUGAAACAGAAUGCCAAAUUUGCCAAAUUGGCGGGAAACCAAAUAAUUCAAAUUUAAAAGCGUGAGCUAAACCUUUUUAUAGGUACUAUUGGUGGUACAAUGAAUUCAUAUAAAAAUUUUUAGCUGCUUCUGAGCGGGGUAGGUAGGGUACGUACCCUGUCGGACGGGGGCGUUCACAAAUUUCAAACUAUUUUAAAAUUGUUCAUUUUUUAACAAGAGGUAUUAUUUAAGCAUAGAAAUCCAAAAAUAUAAAAACUUUUUUUAAAUUCGGGUUACGGUAGGAUUACGGUAGAAUUUAAACUUUCUUUGUAACUCUUGCACUAAUUGGCAGAAUGGAAUGGAACCUUUUUUAAUAUGUUUGUUACUAUAAGUCUUUUAUUUUAUCUGUUGACAACUUUUUUUAUUGUGCCCGGAAGGAAUUGAAAAAAAUUAAAACUUGCGAAAAAAUUCUGAAAGUUUUGCAAAAUUUAAAAUUUCUCAAAAAAUCUUACAUGUGAUGGACUUUUGAAGAUAGGUGAUAUAACUACAUGCUAUUGCGGUUCUAAUGACAGUAAUUUUGGGUCAUAUUAGCGGGGCCUGCGGUAGGUACGAAUUUUUAAAGUUGAGACUAUAGGGUCAUUUAGCAUAGGAUUUGGCUGUAAUUUGGUUCAAAAUGGUGAAAAAAGGUGUUUGAUAGAUUGUGAGAGCUUCACAAGUCUUUACAAACAAUUUUUCUCAUAUUGCCUUAGGGAAUUUGAAAUUUAAAAAAUUUAAUUUUUUUUAAAUUUGAAACUUUUAAAAAUUUGUGCGGACACAUUUCAUCGUAUAACUUAUCACUUUUUUUGAAAUUUUUAUUAAAUUUUUUUUAUAAUUUAAAAAAUGUUUUAAAAUACAUAUUUUAUGCUUUUUUCAAUAUUUUUUGUAAGGACAAAUUAUACGAACAAACAUACCCGGACAUCUUUCAUCGUAUAACAUGUCCGUUAUUUUUCCCAAAAUUUUUUUUUAGGUAGGAGACAAGAUAAUCGAAUCCCUACAAGACGAUGAAGGACCACGAGUCUACGAAACAAACGAAGUUUUGAUUAAAUCGACCAGUCGAUCCGAUAUCUCUCACUUUGAUCUGACUUGGAGAGCGAUCCCAGCCAAAAAGAAUGGCACAGAUUCGACUUCAGAAGCCACGGAUUCAGAAGACGAAUUCACUUGUGGUGGAGAUUUGGACGCUUCAUUCAUACCUCACAAUUUGACAUUGCCUACUGUUCGUAAGUUGAGGUUUUACUGUGGUAAAAGGGGGAAAUUGGGGUUAAAUUGGAUUUUUAGGUAACAAAUUUUAAAAUUUUUAAUUGUUUGGUCGAUAAAUGAAUAAAAAUUUAGGUAAGAAGUACACGAAUGAACUAAAAUGCCGUUGGAGAAUCCCGAGGCCAUUGUUACAUGGAAUUGCUUUCAAAGUAAUGUUGAUCGACCUGGAAGAGCAUGUUAACUGUGCCUAUGACUACUUGACCAUCGGUGUUAAGGAGUUCACAACGACACGGCAGUUGGAGUAAGCUUUUUUGGGCUUAUUUAGUGUGGAUAUUGGCUAGUUUUAGAGUUGUGAUUUUUUUUUACAUUUUUAAAUUUUGGGGACAUGUUAUACGAUGAAACGUGUCAAGACAUCUUUGUUCAAAAAUGAUCCUUAGUGUACAAAAUGCAAUAAAACUGCUUUAGAAGUAAAAAUUGUGCCAUUCUUAAGUGUUUUUUACUAUUUUUACUUUACAAUAGCUUAUAAAGACAUGUUAUACGAUGAAACAUGUCUGGACUUGUUUGGUCGUAUAACAUGUCUUAUAAUCAAAAAUAUAAAAAUUGCUGGACUAUGUGUACCAUAUGAUUAGUUUACUCAGUCUGGUUAUAUAUAUUUUGGCCAAAUAACAUUUUCUGAAGAAAUGUUAUACUCUCAAACAUGUCCGCACACAUUCCAUCGUAUAACGUGUCUCCGCCAAAUUUUUAAUAAAAAAUUGUUUAGAGAAGCAACAUUCAUGCACCGUCUGUGUAAAAAAGAGCAAAAUGGCUACGACGUGUUGAUAAAUUACGAAAAAGAAGCCUUUAUCUACUUUGUAUCGGACAGAUCAAGAGGGUUUACCGGCUUUACCAUUCAAUAUCAACUUGGUACGUUCUUCAAAUUUUUUGAAAAUUUGUGAAAGGAUAGUAAAAAUGACAAGGAUUUUAAUGUUUUAAUUGAAAUUUUAAAUUUUUGUUUAAUUUCUUAUCAAAAUUUGAAAAUUUUGAAAAAAGUUGCUUAAAUUUGGACUUUUGUGCCACUUUUUAAUCUUUCUUAAUCGAAAAAUCUAAUUUUGUGCCACUUUCAGCCUGCAAAACCUUUGAAUAUGUUAGUGUGGAGCAAGCGAAAUUGGCAUACACAUUGAACAGCCCACUGUUUCCUCAAACUGGCAGUCAUAACUUUAGUUGUACGUGGGGAAUCAUGUUGGAGACGAAUAGAGAUAUCAAGGUCAAGGCUCUGUCAAUGGAUUUGAGUCCGCCGGGAGGUGAAAAUGAGUGUAAUAAUGAUUAUUUACAAGUUGUAAGUUUAAUUUUUUGUUGUUUUUUUAAGGUUUUAGGGGCUGCAGCCUGCGGGGGACAAGUUAUACGAUGGAUUUCUUGAUUGUGCAGUUUUGUUUGUAAUGAAAGUGUAUGCCAUUUUCGUUUUGUAAAGAAAGUUCUUGCCAUUUUUUGUUUUGUAAAGAAAGUUCUUGCUAUUUUUUGUUUUGUAAAGAAAGUUCUUACCAUUUUUCGUUUUGUAAAGAAAGUUCUUUCUAUUUUAAUUUCAGAGUUCUGUACCAUCCUCAAACUCUCUAGAACUCACUACCGAACGUCAUUGUGGCAAUAACUUAUUCGAGUUCAUAGCCAAGAAUGGCAGAGUAUUUAUAACAUUCGAAGGCAAGGCACCAGUACCAGCACCAGCUGUACCACGACAAGGAUUUCAGCUACUGGUCGAAGAGAUCACUCAUACUUGUAGUGAUUCCCUUUCCAUCGAUGAAAUCAAUAAGAAGGGAGAGAUCACUUCACCUGGAUAUCCGAACAGUAAGUACAUACCCCUACCCUGUCUUACUGUUAAUUAUCCUGCCGUAGUUUUUUUUUAUUUAACGCUAAUAUUUCUACUGUAGAUUAUCUAAGCUUAUUGUAAAUUUGCCUCACUUUACUAGUUUUACCGUAUAGCUCAUUAUUUUUCAGACGCACCCAACUCUCUGGACUGUCAAUGGACAAUUUCCGCGCCUCCAGGGCAUAGAAUCAAAUUCACCGUCGACCCAGAGCAAUUCAUGUUGGAGAAUGUGGCAGACCAAUGUGAAGAUGAUUAUAUGGAGAUCAGAGACGGACCGAGUGAAGCAGCACCAUUGAUUGGAAGAUACUGUAGGGAAGAUGCACCGUCGUCGAUUUUAUCGACCGAUUCGCAUUUGUUUGUUCGAUUCGUUACUGAUUUCUAUUCGCCUUCUGAAGGCUGGAAGGCUACUUAUGAAUUGGGUAAUAACGUGAUAAUAUUGUGGUUUUGGGCUUAAAAGGGUGAAGAUUAGGCUUAUUUUAGCUUUUUUAAGCUGUUUGGUUUUUUUUUAAAAUGGGGCAAGGUUAUACGAUGAAAAGUGCCCCACAACUUUUGGUUCAACCUAAUAGUUUUAAAAAAAUUCGAAAUUUUUCAGCAAGUUGUGGAGGAACGGUGGUUCUAUUACCAAACGUGAACGCUUCCAUCACCAGCCCCAAUUUCCCUGAAGUUUAUCCAGCUCAAGAGGACUGUGAAUGGCUCAUCAAAGCUCCGAAGGGACAUUUUGUGGAGGGAACGUAAGCGUUUUUUGAAGAUUUUUUUUUCUUUUAUCUGCAAUUACCUGCUCUGCUUUGCGCUGCAUCGCCCUUCCUUGACCUACCUUGCCUUGCACUGCCCUGUCUUACUCUACCCUACCCUAUUUUCCGUAAACGUUUUUUAUUAGGUUGCAAAGAAAAGAAUGACGGAUUUUACCAGACGUGGAUCCUUGUUUUUUUUUAUUUUACUGAUUCAGAUGAUUCUGCACAGUAGUGUGGCAAACUCCAAGGUCUUUGACAUACUCUCGCGUCGUUUUUAAUUUUUUUUUCUUUUAAUCCCACCGUCAAGUUCCAGAUUCUCGAGUGAAAGUCGCCAAUUUUUAAUCGCUGGAAUUAGCGUCGUACAGAGCGUUCUAUAGCUGUACCAGUGCAAAAUGUCAUGAUAAUCUUCCGCGUUGCCGCGUUUGCAUUGUGGCCAAGUUUGACAUUGUAUAAAAAAUGGCGCGUAACUCGAUCUUUCUGAACAACUUUUAAAACUUCAAAGUAAAAAAAGUAGUACCUGUACGUAAAAAAUCGAAAAAAAAAUUUAGAAAAAUCGGUCUACAGGUAGCUGCUACCUGUGGACGAAAAUUUUUUUUUGGGUCUUCACCCCUCCCAGAAAAAAUCCGUAGCGACGCCCCUGUACACAAUAAAAAACACGACAAACAUAUCAAACGAUAGCCCAAAACCUUGGCUUUUGAAGAAUAUAAAACACAAUAGCAACAUUUCGUUCCAUUUUUGCUCUCUUUCCGUCGCCAGCAUCAAAAUCCGACAUUCUUUUCUUGACAACAUAAUAUUUUGCAUUUUUAAGUCGUGUGACGAAAUGUCACGAAAAAUCAAUAACUAUUUUUUUUUUGAGAUUUUGUUAUACAACCAUACAAAAUUUAAAAUAAAACUUCAUUGCGUUGCCCUGCCUGGUACUGCCAUGUCCUGCCCUGUUCUGUCCUGCUCUUCCCUGCGCUACCACGUCUUGUCUUACCUACUUUACUCAUAUUGCUACCGCACAUUGGGUUUACCCUUUCUUAGUUAUAUCGGUAUUACCUUAUCAUGUCAUGUUUUACUAAAAAUGUGCUACUUUUCAGCCUAAAACAUCUCUGGUUGUCCAUAUCUGAAGACUGUAAACAAGAGUCGGUGGCCGUGUACGAUGGUCGUUCUCCUAUCGUGAUUCAGUCUUCAGAAGCAUCAGAAUCUAAUUCAGAAUCCAAUUCAACUCUACCAGCAACAACAUUACUAUCAUCAACGAACCGCACGGUACUACUAGGACCAUCAUGUUCGAUGCGUGCAGUAAUCGAUCGUACUUUCCAUUCUCAUCACAACACGGCUGUGGUGAAGUUCGUCGCCAAUUCCAGCUUCUCUCGAGGCGGUGCUCGAAUGUUCUGUUUAAAUCGGAAAUGCGGUUUUGAGAUCGAACUACGGGCUAGCAAGUACGAGUGUGGUGGAGAUAUUGAGGAUGAUGAGGGUCAAGUAGUUGUACCUGGAUAUCCUGACCAUGUACUACCUGGAAUCGAAUGUGUUUGGAACUUCAAAGCUGGUAUUGGCUACAGGUAUAAGGUGGAGCUGAAGUUUUUGCAGGAGGAUGUAAGAUGUUAAUAUAAUACUUGUAUUUAAAAAAGUUUUCGAUUUUACUUUACUAUAUGAAACUGCGGGGUAGAGGGAGAUAAGGUAAGUUACGGCACGGUAAGAUAAAAGACUUGACUUAAUGUGUUAUUAAGAGUACGGUAUGGUAGGGUAGUUAAAGUACAGUAGGAUAGGGUAAGUAAGGUAGGGUAGUUAGAGCACCGUGGGGUAGAGAAGGGUAGGCGAGAGUAGCCUUGAUAUACUGGACUUUAACGUGCCGUGACCUUGCUCUACCAUACCCGAUUUUACUUGGCUUCACCCUAACCCAUUUUGUCUUACCUUUCUCUACUCUAUUCUAUUUUACGUUACCCUUUCCUACCGUAUCUUACACUACUCUACCGUACCCUACGUACUCUACCUUACUUAUCCUACCUUAUCCUGACUUAUCCUAUUCUACCUUACUUGGUUCUACUCUACUUCAUUUUAACCUGCCAUUUCUUGUCUACGUAACACUAGUCUACCUUAUCAUUUACUAUUUUACUGUACUCUACCGUACCUUGUUCUAUUUUGCCCAACCUUACUCUUAUCCUAUUCUAUCCUAUCUUACUUACUUCCCUUUACUUUACUCUACCAUGUCUUACUCUACUUUACCUCUCUUUUUUCGACUUUAUUUUAUCUUUCGUGUCGUACCCUACCCUACUUUACCUUGCUUUCUCUUUUCCUUUUUUUCCCCGCCCUACUUUCUACCUACUUUAAACAAAUCUUUCAGGGCUUCUACGACCAAAUGAGAUUUGUAAUCAACAGCAAGAUGAACUGCUUUCCAGAUCUCGAAGUCUGGAAUGGUCUGCCCGAAUCCAGAUCAACCUUAUACUCAGUAUAUCAACGUUUCUGUGCCAAUCGUACGGCCUUCGUAUCUUCAGCUGACUUAAUGACUGUAACAUACGAAGAUCGUACUAAAACCUACGCCGAUGGUACUAUUCAUGACUUCGACAAAAGUUUAUUCUACAAACCAUUUAAGUUACUGUAUACUAGAGUUGAUGAAGAUAUUGAUGAGAAUGGCUGUAUGUGGCAUAUUAACGAUGACCAGAAUAUUACUGUGGAUAAUAUGGCUGCCAAUUCAUUGUUUAGCUUCAGUCAGUUUACUAACACUGGCAUUAAAUGUGAGUUGAGGGUAGGGUAAGGUAAGGUCAGGUAAGGUAAUGUAAGGUAUGGUAAGGUUAGGUAAGGUAAAGUAAGGUAAGGUAAGGUACGGUAUAUAGAACUUGGGUAGGAUAAGGUACGGUUAAUUAAGGUAAGAUAAGGCUGUCGUAAGAUAGGGUAAGGUAAGGAAACAAAUGGGCAUGUACAGAGUGGGGUUUUCGUAUGUUAAGUUCAAAGCAGAAUAAGGUAAAUUGUAGUAGGAAAAAUUAGAUUAAAAUAAGUUACUGUAGGCUACAGUAAGAAUGAGUAAUCGUUGGGGUAUACAGUAGGAGCAGGUUAAGGUUUUACAGCAUGCUUGAGCUUCAAUACCUUGGUAAAGUUUAGGGAGGAGGCUGGGAUAAGGUAAGGCUAAUGUGAAGGUGAGUACGGUAAUGUAGUGACUAUGGCACGAUAAGGGUAUUAUGUGGUCGGUUAGAUCACGGUAGGUAGUACAAGAAAUGUACGAUGGUCUGGUACUUAUUUGGUAGGACAUGAUGGGGAUGACUAUGCUAGGGUGUGGUAUAAAAGAGUACGGUAAGGCAGGAUAGGAUACGAUACGGUAGGGUUGGGCAGGGCAGGGAGCGUAGGGUGGGGUAGUAUAGGGUAGGUUUAUAUUUCAAAUUGUUAUCAACUUCAGCAUUCUGCCACAUUCGAAUCGACAAUAAGCGCAAGGAUUCAACAGUAGCCCUGAACUUUACCAACUUCUAUGCUGGUCGAGAGAACAUUCGAGCUUGUGGUCGAAUUACAAAUCAAGUUCAAAUUCAAUCGGAAACUUUGAAUGAGUGGCCAUUAAAGGAGGUGUUUUGCUCUGGAAUCGUCAGGAAUAAUACCAUCGAAGCGGUGUAUAACUCUAGGUAUAUUGACAUCUAUGUCAUGAACAAUCCUUAUACUCUAGCGUCGAGUAUUGAUCAUACUGUACAGUUUAACUUGAGCGUAAAGUAUAAUUGUGAGUUUUUGUUUUUAAAAGGGAAGAAAAUUACUUUACAGGGCACAAAAAUGGAUUUUUGAACCAAAAACGAGUUUUUUGUAAGUGUAAGUUCAGUGGAAAUUUGUAAUGUAAUUUGCACUGAAAAUCUUCCACUCAACUUCCACUUAUAAAAAAUUGCAAAAAUUUUCUUUACAAAGUAAAAACCUGAAAAAUGAUUCUUAGUAUUACGAAAUAAAUUAUUUUUUGACAUUUCCAGCAUGUGGUGGAGACGUGACUGAAGACGAAUACGGUAACUUUGGUACGAUUAGAGCACCAGGUACACAAAAUGGAGACAAUUAUACCAAUAAUGCUGAUUGUUUGUGGCAUUUCAUGGCUCCGGAAGGGCAAAUUGUUAAGGUAAGUUUGGUUUUACGGUGCAGAGAAUUAUUUUGCGGAAUGUCAAAAAAUUUAUGGGUUAUUGAUUUUUUGUGGCAUUUCGUUACAUGAGUUGUAAAUGAUAAGAAAUGUCAUGAAAGCAUGUUUUUGAACUUAUUUUAUUAAUUUUAGUUGAUUUUGUAACGAAAUGUCAAAAAAAUUAUUAUUGAUUUUUUGUGACAUUUCGUUACAUUUUGAUUGAAACUUUUUUAAAGUUUAAAAAUGAAGUCAAAAGUAAAUAGAAUAGCUAAGAAUGUUAUUUAAAAGUAUUUUUGCAAUAAAAACUUAUUUUCCAGUUGACAGUAACCAAGAUGGAUAUAGAAUACGACGUCUACUGUAACAAAGACAGUGUGGUAGUAGGCGAAGGUCGUGACGUAACCAACGCCUUACACAGGUAUUGUAAUACGGAAGGCAUUGAAGAAUAUGAGUUGGAUGACAGAUUCAAACAAAUAUUAUCCAAAGAUCGCUACUUGACCAUUCAAUUCCAUUCGGACGAGGAAAUUACUGGCAAAGGCUUCGAAAUCGAGUGGGAGUUUGUGUUGCCUGACAGUAAUACAUGUAAGUGA
Bursaphelenchus okinawaensis is the source of this 21022-nucleotide messenger RNA. NCBI's taxonomy places the organism in Eukaryota, Metazoa, Nematoda, Chromadorea, Rhabditida, Aphelenchoididae. The record is from the annotation of a GenBank genome assembly.